Achroia grisella is the source of this 1282-nucleotide messenger RNA. It is a transcript of the gene Y-fb, whose product is annotated as L-dopachrome tautomerase yellow-f2-like. Gene Ontology annotation, cellular component: extracellular region. Lineage: Eukaryota; Metazoa; Arthropoda; Insecta; Lepidoptera; Pyralidae. The coding region runs from base 1 to 1263 and encodes 420 amino acids. The transcript has 9 exons. The record is from RefSeq and is a predicted model, not a curated record.
AUGUCGUUUGCUUUCAACAUGAAUGGAUGUCUGUUUGUCCUUUUAUUGACUUCCUCAACUACAUUUGCUAUUAAUAAUGAUAAAAUUAAUACCGUAUUCAGUUGGAAACAAAUUAGUUAUGAUUUUAAAGGAGUUUUAUAUCUAAAUGACACGGAGUAUGAAAGAAGCAACUCCAGCAUAUACUUCGUGCAAGAGUUGCAUGACUCUGAGAAGUUCUUCCUGCAGUACAACAAUGUACCCAUCGGCUUUGAAGUUUAUGGAGACAGAGUCUUCGUUACUGUACCCAAGAGGCGAUAUGGAAUACCAUCAACUUUGAAUUACGUAGAACUAGGGGGACCAUCUUCGCCCAUCCUGAAGCCGUACCCCAGUCCAAGAUGGAGUGAGAUCCUCGUCUCCACCUACCGUCCAAGAGUUGACGCCUGUGGUAGAUUGUGGGUAGUUGAUACUGGCCUUCUAGAAGUACCAGUUGGUAGAAAACAGUUGAAGCGUCCGGCUGUCAUCGUGUUUGAUUUGAAGACCAACAAACAAAUUCUGAGGUACAAUUUGAAGGAAACUGACUUAGUCAAUGAAAGAACCACUGGAGGACUGACCUCAAUCACAGUGGAUGUAGACCCAAAGUCAUGUGAAGACGCAUAUGCCUAUAUCAACGAUUUAGCUACGAACGGUGUUAUAGUGUUCUCCAUGAAAGAAAGAGACAGCUGGAGGAUAAAUCAUAGCAGUUUUGUUCACGACAGCAAUGCUUUGAAUUUCAGUGUGGCAGGUAAUGUUAUCAAUUGGAAGGACGGUAUAUUCAGUAUAGCACUAUCUGAACAGCAUAAGAAUGGCACAAGAACUGCCUAUUACCAUCCUCUAGUGUCUACUCAAGAGUUUUCUAUAAACACCCAACAUUUGAAGAAUAGAAGUGGUGAUAUUGAUGGGAAAGUUAUGACCCUCGGCAAUAGAGGACCUCUAACACAGAGUGGGUCUCACGACUACCAUUAUGGCUCCAGAACAAUGCUGUACGCCAAUGUCGCACAAGAUGCCAUUCUGUGUUGGAAUGUAGACACCGAAAUGAAACCUGAAAAUGUGGCCAUCGUAGCACAGGACCGUGAAAAACUUGUAUAUAUAUCUGACCUCAAAGUAUCCGGCGAUGAUGUAUGGGUCCUAGUGAAUCAAAUACCUACAUUUGUAUAUUCCAAACUGAAUCCUAGCGUAGAAAACUAUUUCAUACACAGGGCAAAGUUACAAGAUUUAAUAAAGGGUACAGUGUGUGAAAGAAAGUGAUAAAAACUAUUGUACAAGG